This is a messenger RNA of Nymphalis io (European peacock), 1795 nucleotides long. Its product is annotated as zinc finger protein 883-like. NCBI's taxonomy places the organism in Eukaryota, Metazoa, Arthropoda, Insecta, Lepidoptera, Nymphalidae. Gene Ontology annotation, molecular function: RNA polymerase II transcription regulatory region sequence-specific DNA binding; zinc ion binding; DNA-binding transcription factor activity, RNA polymerase II-specific. The record is from RefSeq and is a predicted model, not a curated record. The coding region runs from base 66 to 1733 and encodes 555 amino acids. Gene Ontology annotation, biological process: regulation of transcription by RNA polymerase II. Gene Ontology annotation, cellular component: nucleus. The transcript has 8 exons.
GGUAGAAGUUUGUUUACAUACAAUAUUGAUACGAAGAUAAAAAUAAAAAACAAAAUAUAUCAAAAAUGUCGAUUUCGUUUCACCAUAAGCUAUUAACUUGUGCGAACUCAUGUCGUAUUUGCUUGGAUAAUAACACAACUGGAGGAAUAGAUCUUACCAAAGACCAAAACGUACUACAGUGGUUUGAAUAUUGUGUUGGUAUAUCUAUUAACAUCCAAUGUCCACCAAAAAGGUUAUGUUUUAAGUGCGCAGAUAAUAUAAACAAUUAUGUAAAAUUUAAACAAAAGUGUCUAGAAUCCGAAGAGCAUUGGACAUCAUUAUGUGAAGAUGUUCAGAAACCCAAUGUAGUAAAAGAGGAGUUUAUAAAAUCUGAAGAUACAGAAAAUAUAUUUCAUGAAGAGAAACACUUUAAUGUACAUUUUGAAUAUGACAAUAAAAAAGCUAAACAUGAUUUUUCUCAACGUAAUUGUGAUUCAGAGAAAAAAAAUAUUGUAAAUACCAUAAUUAUUGAUAAAAGUCUAGUUGAAAGCGAUAAUAAUAAUGACCAAAGAAUAAAUGUUGAAAGUUAUAUAAAUGAUGAAAAAGGAAAUUUAGAAGUAAAUGAAAACGCAUUUACAAAAAAACAUCAAUGUGAAAAAUGUAAGAAGGAAUACAGAAAUCACAAAUGGCUAGUGACGCAUAUGAUGAAUGUAUGUUACAAAAACGACAUUAAAAGUAUAAAUAUAGAAGUCGAUAGAAACAAAGCAACAAAAUUAGAAGAUGCUAAAAUUAAAAAAAAACGAAUGUCACUGUCUACUUGUGGUUUAUGUAAUACGUCCCUUAGCAGCGACAUCACGAAACACAUGGACGAACAUUGGUCAAACAAUGAUUUACAAUGUCAAUUAUGCAAUUAUUUUGGCAGAGAUUUUGCAGAUAUGGUAACACAUAGUUUUCAACAUUCUCCCAAAAUGAAAUUAUUCUGUCAUGCAUGUAAAAAGAAGAAGGCUUCGGUUCCAUCUCUUCAGUUUCAUUUCAGAUCGGUUCAUUUACAAAAAGCGGGUGGUCUUUGUUCUGUAUGCAAUAAAACUUUUAAAAAAUUCAAUACUUGGAGAAAACACGAACGACUUCACAACGAAAAUAGUUUGUUUAUUUGCGAUCACUGUGGAAGGAAAUUUUUAUACAAGAACGAAAUCAAAUCACAUCUGAUUUACCACACGGAUGUGAGGCUAUUCGUUUGCGAAACAUGCGGCAGGGGUUUCAGGAGAAUGUCCGGUUUAAAGGACCACAUAAAAAAUUUACACACCGUAAUACAUCCAGUGAAAUGUCACCAUUGCGACAAAACGUACAAAAGUCAGACAAAAUUAGAUCUUCAUUUGAGGAAUCUCGCUAAAGACAAGCCGUUCAUAUGUGAAGUUUGCUCCAAGACGUUUGUAUCUCAGAAAGUAUUAAAAAAACAUAUGUUCUGGCACACCGGCGAACGACCUCACACUUGUGCAGUAUGCGGAUCGAGAUAUAAAGCCAAAGGGCAGUUGAAUCUACACAUGAGGAGCCACACGGGUUUUAUGCCCCAUAAAUGUGUUGAUUGUGGCAAAGGUUUUCCAACCUCGACGCAGUUGAGGCGACACCGAAGCGUUCACACGGGUGUCCGAGCGUAUAAAUGUGUGCACUGCGAGAGAUCUUUUCAUCAAAAGAAGACUUUGUUGGAACACGCAAAGCAACACAAAAGCUCUCAGGGUGCAGAAUCAGAAAACUAGUUUUGUACAUUUUUAAGUGUCAGUUUUUGUACGAAUGUCGUUGAUUAUUAUGGUAUUAAAUA